Messenger RNA from Solea solea (common sole), 1717 nucleotides. RefSeq names its product ornithine transcarbamylase (gene otc). Gene Ontology annotation, molecular function: amino acid binding; ornithine carbamoyltransferase activity. Gene Ontology annotation, biological process: L-citrulline biosynthetic process. Bases 94 to 1140 code for a protein of 348 amino acids. The transcript is spliced from 10 exons. The record is from RefSeq and is a predicted model, not a curated record. Gene Ontology annotation, cellular component: mitochondrion. Lineage: Eukaryota; Metazoa; Chordata; Actinopteri; Pleuronectiformes; Soleidae.
AGCAGCAGGACCGUCAAAACUCCGCAGUUUAAUCUGACGAAACACUGACACGAGGUUGCGAUUCUGUUUGGAUUUUGAUUGAAAGCAACUGAGAUGUUUGUUAAACUUGUGUCUGUGAACAGUUUGAAAACUUUACUCAAACUUUCUUCACGAAGUUUCAGCUCCUCCUGCGCUGCGGUCAAUUUAAAGGGUCGCAGUUUCCUCACACUGAAGGAUUUCAGCUCAGAUGAAAUCCAGAGACUGUUGUGGGUUUCAGGAGACCUCAAACACCGCAUCAAGCACCAACAGCAGUAUCUUCCUCUCCUGCAAGGAAAGUCGAUUGCAAUGAUAUUUGAGAAGAGGAGCACCCGAACAAGAAUGUCCACAGAGACAGGUUUCUCUUUGCUCGGUGGACACCCCUGUUUCCUCACCUCUCAGGACAUUCACCUGGGAGUGAAUGAGAGCUGCAGUGACACAGCCAGGGUUCUGUCAGGAUUCUGCGACAUUGUCUUGGCUCGAGUGUACAGUCACUCUACGCUGGAGGAGCUGGAUAAAGCGGCUUCCAUCCCCAUCAUCAACGGCCUCUCUGACCUCUACCACCCCAUCCAGAUUCUGGCUGACUUCCUCACUUUACAGGAGCAUUAUGGGUCCCUCCGGGGAUUAACGGUGAGCUGGAUUGGAGACGGCAACAACGUCCUGCACUCGUUCAUGAUGACUGCUGCCAAACUGGGCGUUCACCUCAGGAUCGCUACACCGAAGGGUUACGAGCCGGUGCAGAGUGUCAUUCAGGAAGCACAGAAACUCUCCAAAGAGCAUGGGACCCAGCUCCUUCUGACCUCCGACCCCAUGGAGGCCGCCCACGGCAGCAAUGUUUUGGUCACCGACACCUGGGUCAGCAUGGGACAGGAGGAGGAGAAGAAGAAGAGGCUCAAAGACUUUGAAGGUUACCAGAUCACAAUGAAGACAGGAAGUGUAUGCAAACCAGACUGGACCUUCUUGCACUGCCUGCCCCGUAAAAUGGAGGAGGUGGACGACGAGGUGUUCUACUCCUCGCGCUCCCUCGUCUUCCCCGAGGCUGAGAAUAGGAAAUGGACAAUCAUGGGUCUGGUGGUUUCUCUUCUGACCGACUACACUCCACAGACCCCUAUGCUGAAGUUUUAACCUUUCAUUUAUUUUACCCCCCACACACACACACACACACCAAAGUCCAUAGAGAAAAUCAGGCGUUUUUAACCCUCAGGACAUGGAAGCUGCUUGUCCACUGCUGCCUUGUUUGGUAAGUUUGUGUCACGUAAGUAAAUCCAAACAAGGGAUUUUAGACACCGAAGUAUCAGAAUCACACAUUUGAACUGACUCAUAGUGGCACAGGUGGAUCAACUACUCCUGUGUGCUGUGAGGUGAAAUUUGCUGAUUUUCUCUAUGGACUUUAGUGCAAGUAGUGAGUGAGUGAGUUUACAAAUGGACAAACUUCAGUUUCCUGUUGGAAAUGGCUGUCUAAUGGCGAGAUAAAGCGACAAAUAUGUGGUAAAGAUUCUAGAUUUGAAGUGAAAUGUUGUCAACAACAACAGAAUGCUGUACCCCACACCCCUAUCCUCCCUGACUUUUUUGUGUUUACGAUACAAACGUUUAGUGUUUUCACGUCUUGGCUUUAAAUGUGCUUUUAAGCACAGGUGCUGUAGAUAUCUUAAAAACAAAUGUAUACUAAAACUGUAUAAUAAAACAAAUGUGUCCUCCUUCA